AUGAAGUUUUCUGCAGUCUUUUCGAGCAUUGCUCUGACCGUUCUCAUCCAGCCCACCGUGGCCCACCCCGGAAUGGCCAAUCUUGUCUCUGAGAUCCGCGCUCGCCAAGAUGCCAACACCGCUGUUGUCGUCGACCUCAACGCUGACGGCGAUGCCGAUCCUCAGAUGAUCGGUGACCUUGCCACCGUUGGCCCCACGACCCCCGUUGGCAACAGCAUCUACAACAUCCUGACAGGGGCUGAGUCUGGCGAGACUCAGGUUAGCGGCUACACCCCACCUCUUUUUGGAACCAAGGCAUGCAAGGCCGACACUUGCUGCGUCUGGUCCUACGUCUCCGCCGAACUCAGCCUCACUUUCUUGGGGCCUACUGGUCGCUGCAACAAGUGGGCACGCGCCGCCAUCCGCCUCGGCUUCCACGAUGCAGGCACCUGGUCCAACACCACGUGGGGCGGAGCGGACGGCAGCAUCGCCCUCUCCGGCACGGAAAUCAACCGCUCGGAGAACAACGGCCUGCAGGACAUCAUUGGCAAGAUGAUCACCAUCCAAAAGCGCUGGGGCGUCGGCAUGGCCGACCUGAUCCAAUUCGCCGGAGUGCACGCCGUCGUCACUUGCCCGCUGGGCCCGCGCAUCCGCUUCUUCGCCGGCCGCCAGGACAGCAAGACGGCGGGCCCUGAGGGCCUGCUCCCGGGCGUCAACGACAGCGCCGACAAGCUCAUCCAACUCUUCCAGAACAAGACCAUCUCUCCGCACGAGCUCGCGGCCCUCGUCGGCGCCCACACGGCCUCGCAGCAGUUCACCGUCAACACCACCCUGGCGGGUGCGCCCCAGGACAGCACCCCCGGCGUCUGGGACACGCGCUUCUACAACCAGACCACGUCCAACCAGGUUCCCAAGAAGGUGUUCCGCUUCGCGAGCGACGUCGUGCUGGCGAACGACAGCCGCGUCCAGGACGAGUGGGUCCAGUUCACCGACCCGGUCACGGGCCAGAAGCACUGGAACGAGGACUACGCCGCCGCCUACACCCGCCUCAGUCUCCUCGGUGUCAACAACAUCAACAGCUUGACCGAGUGCAGCAAGGUGCUGCCCGCCCAGAGGAUCCAGUUCCCCGGUGCGUCCACCCUGUGGAUCGAGCAGUGA
This is a messenger RNA of Diplodia corticola, 1137 nucleotides long. Its product is annotated as ligninase h2 precursor. Gene Ontology annotation, biological process: hydrogen peroxide catabolic process; response to reactive oxygen species; cellular response to oxidative stress. The record is from RefSeq and is a predicted model, not a curated record. The coding region runs from base 1 to 1137 and encodes 378 amino acids. The transcript has a single exon. Gene Ontology annotation, molecular function: heme binding; peroxidase activity. Lineage: Eukaryota; Fungi; Ascomycota; Dothideomycetes; Botryosphaeriales; Botryosphaeriaceae.